UUCAUCCUCUACCUCUACAAAAACCCCCUGAACCAAAACAGGAAACAACCUUCAACCCGCAAAUGGAGACUUCCCCACUCGCCAUUCUCUCAGCCACUCUUCUAAUCACUCUCUACUUCUUCUUCCACCAUCUCCACCGCCGGAAAGCCCCAAAGUUGCCGCCGGGUCCACCGCCGCUGCCCAUCAUCGGGAACCUCCACCAGCUGGGAAAACUCCCCCACCGCCGCCUCCACAGCCUCUCGAAGUCCUACGGCCCCAUCAUGUUCCUCCGCCUCGGCAACAAGCCGAUGGUGGUGGUCUCAUCGCCGGAGGCGGCCGAGCUCGUCCUCAGGACCCACGACGGCAUCUUCUCGAGCCGCCCAAGCUGGGAGGCCCUGCGCCACAUGUCGUACGGCGACAAGGGGAUAGCAUUCGUGGAGAACGGCGCAUACUGGCGGGGCGUGAGGAGGCUGUGUAUGCUGCACCUGCUGAGCCCGGCAAAGGUGGAGUCGUCCGCGCCCAUGAGGAGGGAGGAGCUGGGGAGGGUGGUGGGGAGGGUGAGGCGGGCGGCGGCAGCACGUGAGGCGGUGGACGUGAGCGCCGAGGUGGGGGAGCUGAUCGGGGACUUGGCGUGCGGGAUGAUAUUGGGGUGUGGCCCAAAGGAUGAGUUCAACUUGAAGCCUGUGAUUCACGAGUUUACGAACCUGGCGGGGGCUUUCAAUUUGGCGGAUUACGUGCCACUUCUUGGAGCUCUGGAUCUUCAGAGAAUAACUCGGAGUGCAAAAGCAGUUAAUCGAGCCAUAGACAAAGUGUUGGAAGACAUCAUCAGAGAACACGAGGAAGACACGACUGGAAAAUACAAGGGCGACUUUAUAGACGCAUUCCUCUCCAUCAUGGGCUAUCCCAUAAAUAGCUCGCAAGAUGAGCCGGCUCACAUAAUGGGUCGGACCAACAUCAAGGCCAUAGCCCUUGACCUGAUCGUCGCAUCGUACGACACAUCGUCCAUCAUAAUCGAGUGGGCGUUGUCCGAGCUGAUCCGCAACCCAUGCGUGAUGAAACACCUCCGGCAAGAGCUCGAAGCCGUCGUCGGGUUGGGCCGGACUGUCGAGGAGUCGGAUCUACCGAAGCUGAAUUAUUUGGACAUGGUGGUGAAAGAGAGCUUGAGGCUGCAUCCGCCGGGCCCGCUCAUGAUCCCGCACGAGUCCACGGAGGACGUUGAGAUUGCCGGGUAUUACAUUGCAAAGAGGACUCGGGUUAUCGUGAACGCGUGGGCCCUUGGGAGAGACACCAAUGCUUGGGCCGAGAAUGCAGAGGAGUUCUUCCCGGAGAGGUUCGCGAACAGCGGCGUGGAUGUCAAAGGGCGACACUUCCAGCUCAUACCGUUCGGGUCAGGCCGGAGAGGCUGCCCGGGGAUGAACUUGGGCCUCGCUAAUGCUCGCCUUGUUUUGGCCCAGUUAGUGCAUUGUUUCGAGUGGGAGUUGCCGGACGGGACGUCGCCGAGCGAGCUGGACAUGAGCGAGGACUUUGGGCUAUUAAUGCCAAGAGCGAAGCACUUGAUCCUGAGGCCGAGUUAUCGCCUGCUUGUUUGAAGUUUUGCAAGGUCCUUUUUUUUUAUGAUCAAAUUAUGUUUUCUAGCGUUGAUGUCAAACAAACAAUAAGAGAUUAAA
Molecule: messenger RNA, 1646 nt
Organism: Syzygium oleosum
Lineage: Eukaryota; Viridiplantae; Streptophyta; Magnoliopsida; Myrtales; Myrtaceae
Product: cytochrome P450 CYP736A12-like
Exons: 2
Coding region: 63-1568 (501 amino acids)
Molecular function (GO): monooxygenase activity; oxidoreductase activity, acting on paired donors, with incorporation or reduction of molecular oxygen; iron ion binding
Source: RefSeq, a predicted model, not a curated record